This is a messenger RNA of Marmota flaviventris (yellow-bellied marmot), 1923 nucleotides long. RefSeq names its product BCL2 like 14 (gene Bcl2l14). Gene Ontology annotation, biological process: regulation of extrinsic apoptotic signaling pathway. NCBI's taxonomy places the organism in Eukaryota, Metazoa, Chordata, Mammalia, Rodentia, Sciuridae. The record is from RefSeq and is a predicted model, not a curated record.
GGCUGCUGCCUGGAGCUUUAAGUCACAUAAGCCUUUCUAAAGGAGAAGCUAAGAAGACCUGUGCAGAGUUGUUUCCUCUUAAGCUUUGUGGAGAGAGACUCAGGUAUAGAAAUAGCCACACUGCCACCUGCCCUGCUGCCACCGCUGACAGCUUCCAGACCAGCCCACCAUGUGCAGCACCAGCACCUGUGACCUAGAAGACAUCCCCCUGGAUGAUGAUGACCCAAACAGCAUAGAAUUCAAAAUCCUGGCAUUCUACACCAAACACCAUGUCCUCAAGAGUGCCCCUGCUGUCUUCUCACCCAAGCUGCCAAGAACAAGAAGUUUGUCCCAGAAGGGACUGGGGAGUUGGGCAGCAGAGUCAUGGACCCAGAUGCCAUGGCCUUGCAGACAAUCUUCAUCGAGUGAGAAACCCAUACAGCUUGGCAAGAAAAAGUCUUCUUGGAAAACUCUCUUUGGAGUAACGGAGAAGGAGGAGAGUCCACAGAGUUCACCUCAGUUCUGUUUUCAGGGCCUCGUGGAAGUGGCAUCUCAGGAUGGUAUCCACGGUCAGCAGUGGUCCCGGUCUCUUUCCAGUGUGGAACGGCACCUGGAUAAUGGAGAUGUGGACCCCAAAGUUGCUUCCAUUGCCAACCGAGUGGCUGACAUUGUUCACUCCUGGCCACCAUCAGAAAGGACCCACCUCCGGGGAGGAGGCUUGGAAUUCAAAGAUAAAAUUGUGCUGCAGGGUCCUCGUACCCAAAAAGAAAGCUUAAAAGUUGUGCUACAGGGUCCUCGUACCCAAAAAGAAAGCUUAAAAGUUACAGGUACAAGUUCUAAACAAGAUGGAGAAGACCAAAUAAUAUCCAAAAUUGUUGAGCUGCUGAAAUUUUCAGGAGAUCAGUUGGACAGAGAGUUGAAGAAAGACAAGACUUUGCCGAGCAGCCUCCACGGUAUUAUGACCUACUCUGUUUUCAAGACUAUCACAGACCAGUUCUUAGGGAAUGUGGACACCAGAGGAGAAUCAGAAGUAAAGGCACAGGGCUUCAAGGCUGCCCUUGCAAUAGACGCCAUAGGCAAGCUCACAGCCAUUGACAACCACCCAAUGAACAGGGUGCUGGGCUUCGGAACCAAGUACCUAAAAGAGAACUUCUCACCCUGGGUUCAGCAGCAUGGUGGAUGGGAAAAGAUACUUGGGAUAUCACAUGAAGAAGUAGACUGAAAUAUCAGAUUUGUCAUCCUGGAAUAUUCAUUGUCCAAUGGUGGUCCUGUGCACAUCAGUCUCAGCAGAGACUACAGGAAAAAAUUAAAAUGUUAACAGCAGUCCUGUGACUCAAAAAGGCAUGGGGAGAGGCCUUGGGCCUCUCUUGCUCACAAGACACAGAUGCAUGGUCUUGGGCUUUGACGUUGAUGUUUUUCAGGUCCUUCACUGAGUGUGGGAAGAAGUCUAUAAAGAUAAGUGGUCAUUCUGCUUUCAAACAUUCAGAACGGAAAUCAUCCUCCUGCUUCUGUUAGCUCCUUUGGAGAUGUCUGCUGACCUCACAAGGGUGAAAUGCUAAAUCAUGCACAUGUUUACUUUUUAGUUUCUAGUACUAUUUAUUUUUUAAACUACACUUGGAAUGGUCUAACAAAUGUCAUUUCAAGCCUACCUUUAGGAAGAUGCUGUUAUUUGUGUUAGCAGACAUAGCUGAAAGAAAUUCUUAAAUUUACUGUGUCCACUAGUUUGGGGGAGAUACAGCUAUAGAUGUCUUUUUGAGCCACUUUUCUCAAAACAUUUUCUGGCAGUUUGAAAGACUUCAAUUUAGAACAAAACCACCAUCGCCGUGGCCUUCAACCUGCAGCUCCCUGAUAUACCUCUACUUCACAAGGCCCCUGGAACCUCCUUUAUUAUUCUUGGUGGUAGCAUAAUGAUUAGUAGCUGGUAAAAUAAAUACAUAGAAAGAC